GUCGUGAGUUUCUCUAGUGAAACCGCACUUUUCCAUCCGCUGUCUUCCUUCACGUUUAACGCCAACACCUCUGUUUCACAGAACGGUAAACUUGGGUACAAUCAUUUUCGAAAAGUACCAUGUGAAAGACAAUGAAAACGCAAAUAAUAAUCUUUGUAAACCAUUUUCUCUCGACGUUUACGUAGUCGUCGUCUUGGGACUUAACUAGCCAUGUCUUCUUUAACACUUGAGGCGUCUGCUUUCUAUGGCUUGAGGACAGAUGUAAAAGGCAAUGCUUUGUAUGUUACAAGUGAAAAAGUCUUAUAUCCAGCAGGCGGUGUCAUAGUUCUCCAUGAUUACAAGGAAAAAACUCAGCAGUAUAUAACACUUGAAGAGACAAAGAAAACUGUCACUAUCAUCUGCCUUAGCCCAAAUAGGAAAUUUGUAGCUGUUGUAAAGAAAGGAAGCAAACCAAGUAUGUCCAUUUAUGAUAUGGCUUCACUCUCAUGUGUGAAAAACUUAGGAAUUCCAUUUGAAAGUGCUGCUCAUGAAUUUGUUUCUGUUAGCUUCACAUUUGACAGCAAAAAUUUAGUUGCCAUUUUAGGAUCACCUGACUGGACAAUGCUGUAUUAUAACUGGCAAAAUGGAAAAGUUGAGAGUUCAACAAAAGCUGUACCACCAAACAGCAGUGGAUCAGUUUCACAAGUGGUGUGCAACCCAAGUGAUGGAUCUGUUGUAUGUAUUGUUGGUAAUGGCCUGUUCCGUCUCUUGAAUGUAACAGAGACAGUGUGGCGACAAUUUGGUUAUCAGAAAGCUGACACAAUACCUAUAAUAUGUGUUUGUUGGCUGACAUUUGACUGUGUAAUCUGCGGAACAAAGGAUGGACGGCUGCUAUUGAUCGAAUCAGGAGAGCUGAAAGCUAUGUAUAAAGCUUCUGAAAUAAGCCACAUUGACAUAAAAUUGAAAGACGAAAGUGCAACUUCCUCCUCCUCAAAUAUAACUGCAGUUGAUAAGGAUUCAUCAUGCCUAAGCAUUGAGGUGCAUGAUAUAGAAGUGUUCCCAAGAGGUUUUGCCUUUUCAUGUGGAAUGGGAGCAGUCCAUCUUUUUGAGAAGAAAUCUAGUUACAUAUAUGAGAAAAUAAAUAUAAUUGUGAUUCCAAAACCUGACUUUUCUGACAGACUCCUUGAUCUCAACUACAUUCAGAACUUAAAUGUUGACAUCAAAGGCAAUCAACUUCUUGCUACAACAAAUUGCUCACAAAUAUAUACAGCACAAUUGUGGGAAUCAGACGGUGUCCAGGGGACAACAAAAACAUUUAGUCUGUUGGGUGAACAGUUGCACCAUGGCCCUAUCACAAGUCUGACUUCAUGUCCAUGGAAACCCAUAUUCAUGACCUGUGGUGAAACUGACAGAACUGUUAGGAUAUGGAACUACCAAACUGAAAAACAGGAACUAAUAAAACAGUACCAAGAAGAAAUAUAUUGUGUAGCACUACAUCCAACAGGUCUUUAUACAGCUAUUGGAUAUUUUCAUAAGUUGACAUUAAUGGUAAUUUUGAUUGAUGAUCUCCAUCCAAUGAAAGACUUUCCAAUACAGAAAUGCAGAGAAUGUGUUUUUAGUACAAAUGGACAUUUACUUGCUGCUGUAAAUGAAAAUGUAAUUCACAUCUAUUCCUGUAUUUCAUUUGAAAAUAUUAUGAACCUGAAAGGCCACAAUGGGAAGAUACUUGGUCUUUCGUGGACAAAUACAGAUGAUAAAUUAAUAUCUUGUGGAGCUGAUGGAGCUGUUUAUGAAUGGGACAUUCUAAAAGGAAACAGAAUGAAUGAAAUUAUAAUAAAGUCUUGUAUGUUUACUGGGGUGUGUGUUACUUCUAGUGGUGACUUUUCAUUUGGUGUGGGCACUGAUGGACAGCUUAGACAAAUGAAGAAUUCUGCUGUGAUCACAUCUUUGCAAGUUACUGUUGAGAAACUUAACUGUGUGGUGCUUACACACAAUAAUUUGAUCUUAUUUAUAGCAUCAACAUCUGGUACUAUAAUGUCAGUAAGCUUUCCUUUCCAUGAGACUACUGAGAUUAUUCAACACAAAAUGCACAGUUAUGCUGUUACAAGAAUGUGUGUAACACAUGAUGACAAAAUCCUAGUUACAUCCUCUGAAGAUGGAACUUUGUGUUUAUGGAAAAUUAUUUCAUCUGAAGUCAAGCCAAGGGAACUGUCAUAUUCAGAAGAUAUAUUGAUCAAUAAGGGUUAUCUUCUGGAACUUCUCAAUUCUAUUAGAGCUUUAGAAGUAAGAAUGCAUGAACUAGAAGUAGAACAUGAUUAUCAGGUUAGACAAAAUGAAAUACGACACGCAGAAAAGCUGAGAGAUAUACAUGAUGAGUCUCAGAUGACUGUCAUCAAACUUAAUCAUAAAAUUGAGCAACUCGAAACUGAUCACACACUUGAGAUUGGUAAUAUGAAAGAUGAAAACAUUACAAUGAAACUUAACCAUGAAAGAGCUGUGCAAAAACUUGAAUCUGACUAUGAGAAAAAGUUAAUUGUGGAAUACAGCAAGCAUAAUUUACUACAAGAAGAGAUACAAAGUAUGAAACUGGAAUUUGAAAGAAAACUGGCAAAUUUGUCUCAAGAGAAAGUAACUGCUCUGGAGGAACUAAAACAGAUAUGUGAAUGUCAGGUGAAAGAAAAGGAACUCCAAUUAGAGAAACUAUGUAAGGAUAUAGAAAUUCAGCUAAAAGAUCAUGAAGCCAUUAAAUCACAAAUUGAAGAUGAUGCAGACAGAGAAAUAACAGACUUGAGGGCACAGUAUGAAAAAACCCUGAAAGAGGAAAGAGAUUUCAACGCUCAGUUGAGGACAGAAACUGGUGUAAUGAGAAAUAAAUUCAAAAGUAUUCUGAAAACUGUACUGCUGAUAACAGGGUUCAGUGAAAACAGUAUGGACAAGACUCAGCUAGAGCCACUCCACCUCUCUGUUAUUCAAAGGGCUAGUGGAGUGUGCCAAGAGGAGGGAGGCAGCACUGAAAGCAGAGAUCAUUGUUUGGCCCCACUUUGGGAUCGACUGGUUUUUAUAUGUCACCACUCUGCACUAAUCAAGCUGCCAUGGUGGGGAACAAUUGAGCCAGUCCACCUCCAGAUUUAUUACGGACAUGAAUUCAGUUGUGUCCAGUUGAGCAUUACUGAGAGUUAUAGUUGCGAUGACAUGGGCACCAGCUGCUUCGCAAACAGUGCUGCUGCAGCUCACAUUGUUGAUUUUCAGCAACGGCAGGCACUCACCAAGUGCCUGGAGUUGCUGCAGUCUAGACACAAUUUGUUCAAGCUGGCUUCUCUGGGAAUUGUGGCUAGGAUGUGGGAUAAAUGUUUGCAUGACCUGCCACAUGCAUUGGGAUGGAUUGAAGAUAAAUGGGAUGUGCUUUUUCCUCUUGUUCAACUACUUGAGAGAAAUUCUACACUAAUACUAUCAUUGAAAAAGGCUUGCGAAAAGUGUACUAUAUUUCAUGCUGUACCUUGUUCUUCUGCUAAUUUACAAAUAGAUAAAGAAUUAAACCAAUUUUCACAAAAGGAUAUUGAAGAUUACAAGAAUCAGAUAAGCAUCAUGCAGACUGAACAUCGAGCAUUGUUGCAUAAUAUAUCUGGUUUGGAGAGUGAUAUAACUGACCUGAAAAAUGAAAUUUCAGAAAGGGAUAAGUCAGUUGAGGAGAAGGAGAAGAGAAUUUCGGAGCUAAUGAGAAAGGCUCAAGACCUAGAGAAGUUUAAAUAUGUCUUGAGCUUUAAAAUUGAAGAACUCAAAAGCCAGAUUGAACCAAAAGAUGCUGAAAUAAAAAGCAAGGAAGCACAAAUACAAAAUAUGGAAAAAGAGUUCAUGGAUUUGCAAAAAAUGAGAACUCACUUAAGACUCUGCAUAAAUGAUCUCAAUGAAAAGUUAAAAGGAAAGGAAGCUGCAUUACAUACAGUGCAGCAGGCAAAUUUGAAAAACAAAGCUACACUUUUACAGCUUCAAAAUGACCUGCAGCAAACAUCAGAGUUCAUCCAAGAUGCAGUGCAGCUAAAAUCAUUUGUAAAGAAACUGUACCAUAAAUACGGAGAAUUUAAAACAAAAGGAACUGAAGAUACCAAGAAAAUGGACAUGCAUGCUGAGUUAAUGCGUCAGAGACAGCAUCUUGAAGAAACAGUUCAGUCUCUUAGGAAUCAAGUAUACAAGAAUUCUUUGCAGAAGCAAAAGAAUGCUUCAAGGAUUAUGCAGGAAAACAAAGAAUUACUUACAGAACUCAACAUGCUCCGUAAGAAGCUUAAAGAAACACAAGAGCAUUGUGCAGAAAUGGAGGCAAUCAUUGGUGUUAAUAAACGAUGUAUGUCCCCAGAGAAAGCUCGUGCAUGUUUAGAAAAGGCCAUCAGAAACAAUGAGGCUAUUGAAUAUGAGUAUCAGCAAAAACUGAAUGAAAAUGAGACAACUAUAAGAUUGCUGAAUGAAGAGAUUCAACGACUUAUCAGAGUGAUAAAUAAAAAAAAUGAGAAUGCACAAGAGAAACUAUUAAUGCCAACGAGGGAACUGCAUAGAACUAAGUAAAGUGGAUACAAAAUGGCAAAUGCAAAUAAAUAAACAGCAAAUAACAUUAAAAUGUACAAAAAGACACUGAAGUUCAUAC
This is a messenger RNA of Schistocerca cancellata (South American locust), 4615 nucleotides long. RefSeq names its product cilia- and flagella-associated protein 57-like. Lineage: Eukaryota; Metazoa; Arthropoda; Insecta; Orthoptera; Acrididae. The record is from RefSeq and is a predicted model, not a curated record. Gene Ontology annotation, molecular function: protein binding. The transcript has 25 exons. Bases 211 to 4536 code for a protein of 1441 amino acids.